ACAACGCGUGAUACAAUUAACAAAGUCAAUGAACUAAUCAAAAUUCAAACCCAAAAAAGUAAAAAAGGAGAAACUUCUUGGCAUUUGUCAAGAAUUCACAGAGGAAAGUGCCAUUUAUUUGCACAAAUUUCUUUUUUCUUUAAAAAAAAAAAUGAACACAGCAACCAAUCCAUCCUUUCAGUUAUCCACGAACCAUGGCGUCCAGUUCAUCAGACAAGGAGAAUUUUUUGUGGGGUAUUCUUCAAUUGGCUGUACCCAGUUGUCACCCUGUUAAUUUUGUUGUAACAUCUUACAUACUAGCUCAAACUUGGUAGACUAAGCUUGGUUCUUGUCAAAAGAUUAGUGGUUUGAUUUGAUUACUGUUGUCUUUUGACUUUAAUUAAAGCAAUCAAUCAUGGUCAUAUUUGUAAUCUUGAUUCUUGAUUGUAGUAUAUUUUAACCAGGUUUUCUUUUUUUCUUUUUUUUUUUAAUAUCAUAAUUAUAAUAAUCAAAGUUCUGUAGUAAUAAUGAUAUUAUAUAUAAAUUUGUGAGCUGGAUCUUUCAACUCUGACCAUGAAAUUAUACUCUUCUUACUUCUUUAUUAGUAGCUCACAGAAAGCAUAUGAAAACUGGUUAUCUUUCUUUCUUUCUUUCUCUCUUUCUGUCUAUCUGUAUUUCUCUUACAUUUUUUAUAACCCUUUGAUUUGAAAUCUCAUUUUAUCAAUCAAAAUUCCUGGAUUCUGUUUCCAUUCUUGUCUCAAGGAUCCAGUGUUUGUUCAGUUUAAAUACUUUGUGUUUCUUGAUAUCUUCUUGCCAUUUCUCUCUAUCCAAAAAUGGGGUGUAAAUCUCAAUACUGAUUUCCCACAUCAAAGUACUGAUUCUAUUGCUAAAUCUUGAUCUGGGUAUUGAGUAUUUCCCUGUUUGCUCUGUUUUUCCAGUGGAAUUAUAUAUAUCGAGUUUAAGCCGAAAGAAAAAAUGGCUCCAAACUCAGUUGUAGUAACCAUGGAGAAGCCAAACAACUUUUCUAUUGUAGAAAUCAAUGCCUCAGAUCCACCUUUGUUUCCUGAGAAACAAAAAGCUACAAGUCCCAAGCAAUUCACAUGGGUUCUUCUCCUCAAAGCUUAUAAAGUUUUCACUUGCAUUUCUUGGUUAGCAGUAGCUUUUAAAUCCACGCUCACUUCAAUCAAGAAACGCAUUACUUUAUCUGAUGCGAGUGAGGAAGAGCCAAGAAGUAGAGGAAAGUUGUAUAGAUUUAUCAAAGCAUUUCUUAUUAUAUCAAUACUAGCUUUGGUCAUAGAAGUUAUUGCGCAUUUCAAGAAAUGGAACUUGAAUCUAAUAUCUCCAUGGGAGAUUCAAGGUCUAGUGCAAUGGUCUUAUAUGGCUUGGUUAUCAUUUAGAGCUGAUUAUGUUGCUCCUUUGGUGAUGACACUAUCUAAAUUCUGUACUGUGCUAUUCCUUAUUCAAUCUCUCGACCGAUUGGUUCUGUGUCUUGGAUGCUUUUGGAUUAAGUACAAGAAGUUGAAGCCUGAGAUAACUGGUGAGGAGUAUGACAUUGAAGACCCUUCAAGUUUUCCAAUGGUUCUUGUUCAGAUUCCAAUGUGCAAUGAGAGAGAGGUGUAUGCACAGUCCAUUGCUGCAGCCUGUCAGCUUGAUUGGCCAAGAGAUAGAUUGUUAAUUCAAGUACUGGAUGAUUCAAGCGAUGGAAAUGUGCAGCUCUUAAUUAAAGAUGAAGUUUCUACAUGGAGGCAGAAAGGGAUCAACAUAAUCUACAGACACAGAUUAAUGAGAACAGGAUAUAAAGCCGGAAAUCUUAAAUCAGCUAUGUCCUGUGACUAUGUACAAGACUAUGAGUUCGUCGCCAUUUUUGACGCAGAUUUCCAGCCUAAUCCUGAUUUCCUUAAGCAAACAAUUCCUCACUUCAGGGGAAAUCCUGACUUAGGACUAGUUCAGGCACGAUGGUCGUUUGUGAACAAGGAUGAGAACUUACUGACGAGGCUACAAAAUGUCAAUCUCUGCUUCCAUUUUGAGGUAGAACAGCAAGUGAAUGGUUUUUACCUUAAUUUCUUUGGGUUCAAUGGAACAGCUGGUGUGUGGAGAAUUAAGGCUUUAGAAGAUUCAGGAGGUUGGCUUGAAAGAACAACAGUUGAGGAUAUGGACAUUGCGGUUCGAGCCCAUUUACAUGGAUGGAAAUUCAUCUUCCUUAAUGAUGUAAAAGUCCUCUGUGAAUUGCCAGAAUCUUAUGAAGCUUAUAAGAAGCAACAGCAUCGUUGGCAUUCCGGUCCGAUGCAGCUCUUCCGGUUAUGCCUUUCUGCUAUUAUUACCUCCAAGAUAUCCAUAUGGAAGAAGGCCAAUUUAAUAUUUCUUUUCUUUCUUUUGAGGAAACUUAUACUUCCCUUUUACUCAUUCACACUGUUCUGUAUCAUACUUCCAUUGACCAUGUUUAUACCCGAGGCAGAACUACCUCUUUGGGUUAUUUGUUACGUGCCUAUUUUCAUGUCCCUAUUGAACAUUCUGCCUGCUCCAAAAUCCUUCCCUUUCUUGGUCCCUUACCUACUCUUCGAAAACACUAUGUCUGUCACAAAAUUCAAUGCCAUGGUAUCAGGACUAUUUCAGCUUGGAAGCGCUUAUGAAUGGGUAGUGACAAAGAAGACAGGAAGAUCAUCAGAGUCGGAUUUAUUAGCUUUUGCUGAGAGGGAAUCGAAAUCUUCGAACGAAGAGAAGAUUCUUAGGAGGCGUUCAGAGUCUGGCUUGGAAAUGUUGGGUAAACUCAAAGAACAAGAAGUACCUCUUGUUAAAAAGAGAAACAGGCUCUACAGGAAAGAACUUGCACUUGCUUUUCUUCUACUCACUGCAGCAGCAAGGAGCUUGUUAUCUGCUCAUGGAGUUCACUUCUACUUCUUGCUGUUCCAAGGUUUGUCUUUUCUAGUUGUUGGUUUGGACUUGAUCGGUGAGCAAGUAAGCUGAGAGACAGCAUAUUAGUUUCCGAUUUUAAGCUAUAAGUUCUUUUUUCUUUUUUUUGGUGUUUAUAAAGAAUCUGAAAGACUUAAAAAUCCAGAUUUCUGGCAAACAACUUUUGCUAGGCCAGAACUGGUUUACAUCACAGAGAUAGGAAAAGUUGAUAAGGAUGCUACUAUGAAUUACUAGGGAAUCGGAUAAAAAUGUUGAAUGAAGUUGAGUUUGUACAAUAUUUAUGUAUGAAUAAUUUUACCAGAGGAGCCAAUAUAAAAAAAUGAGAUUAUGUUCUAUA
Ricinus communis (castor bean) is the source of this 3226-nucleotide messenger RNA. RefSeq names its product xyloglucan glycosyltransferase 4. The transcript has 4 exons. NCBI's taxonomy places the organism in Eukaryota, Viridiplantae, Streptophyta, Magnoliopsida, Malpighiales, Euphorbiaceae. The record is from RefSeq and is a predicted model, not a curated record. Gene Ontology annotation, molecular function: glycosyltransferase activity. The coding region runs from base 955 to 2943 and encodes 662 amino acids. Gene Ontology annotation, cellular component: Golgi apparatus.